CGUCAAUUGUAAAAAAAAAGAAGGAAAAAAAAAAAAAAAAACGAAGAGGAAAGAAACGGCGCUCAACAAUAUACACACCAGAGGCAGACGGGAAGAUCCUCCGGUCUCGUCCGCUCGCUCGCUGGCGUUCUUCUCUCGCGGUGAUUCUUUAAACCCUAGCUGGAACUCCAGCGAAUUCAUCUCUGAGCUCGAGCUGAUUCUCUUCCUUCUCCAUCCCUACAAAUCAUCGAGCUUCUGGUCAAUUUGUCCCUGCGAUGGUGGUUUGCAAAUGCCGAAAGGCUACUAAAUUGUAUUGUUUCGUGCACAAGGUUCCUCUUUGUGGGGAAUGCAUCUGCUUUCCAGAGCAUCAGAUAUGCGUGGUUCGUACGUACUCCGAGUGGGUAAUAGAUGGAGGGUAUGAUUGGCCCCCUAAAUGCUGCUUAUGCCAAGCUGUUUUAGACGAGGGUUCUGGUGAAACAACUCGGUUGGGUUGCAUGCAUGUAAUACACACAAGUUGUUUGGUUUCACAUAUCAAAAGCUUUCCUCCACAUACAGCACCAGCUGGAUACGUGUGCCCAUUGUGUUCAAUACCGAUAUGGCAUCCGAAAAAUGUUAAAGACUCGGGAUCUCGUUUCUAUUCAAAGCUGAAGGAAGCUAUUAUCCAGGCAUGUCUUUCUGUCAUAUCUUUGGGGAUCUAUUACUGCAAAGAAGUCAUUGUGACGGGUCUAGAGAAGAACCUGUUUGGAAACCAUCCAGUUUCCUUACCGCCACCACCUCCUGCAUUUGCAACUGAUCCGUUGGUUUCUAUUUCUCCUUCGUCAUUGUUGGCAAAAGAUGAUCCAAGUAACUCGGGUGAGGGAUACUCGAGUGUCUCCGGAAUGAUGCCAUCUAAGAUUUCAAUACCAGACAUUGUGGAGAUUGAUAGUUCCAGUUCUGGGGCAAAUUAUUUGAACAAUUCUAGUCCAGCUGCUGUAAGAGCUUUUAUCUUAUAUCUCACACCUGUUGCAACUACUAGAAAAGGCGGUAUCCAUUACGAGAGGCAAAAUUCAGAAAUUUCAUACUAUGCAGAUGAUGAAGACGGGAACCGAAAAAAGUACUCUCGAAGGGGUCCAAUCCAACAUAAGUUCCUCAGAGCAUUGCUCCCUUUCUGGUCAAGUGCAUUGCCAACUUUACCAGUGACUGCCCCUCCUCGUAAAGAUGCUACAAAUGCUGACGAUACCCCUGAUGUCCGCACAAGGCACCAGAGAUCAUCAAGGAUGGAUCCCAGAAAGAUACUUCUCUUCAUAGCAAUCAUGGCAUGCAUGGCGACCAUGGGAAUACUGUACUACAGAAUCGCACAACGGGGUUUUGGGGACGAGCCAGGUGACGAGCAGCAGUAAGCCUUUUUCCAAAGGUUUGAUGAACUUCAACGACGGUCAGCUGUAUUGCUAUACACCUAGCCAAUUAGAAUGGCACCUUCUUUUUCGUUCCUUCCUUUACGCAUGUCUCCUCCAAUGUUUGCUGCUUGUGUAUGGGUGAUACGGAUGAACUGUGGGAGAUAAAGGAGGCGAUUGUAAGUGGUAAAAAGCUCGGUAGCAAAUUACUCUCAUCGGCGGAUAAUCUUCAGCUUUCUGCCCAGUUUUCUCCGUUUUAAGGCACCUUCAGCCCCUCUGUUUUCUUGUCAUUUUUCCCUGUUUCGAUUUUUCGGGUCUGUUUAGAGUUGAAUUGGGUGAUCGGAUUAGGUCAAGGAUUGGAGAGCUUCAGUUUUCUCUCAACUAGCUUGAACCCAGCCUGUUGGUCGGAAUAUGUAAGUUUCUUUUUUCUCAUAAGUUACGCUCAAUGCAGAUUUGUAUUAGGAUGCAUAUAACUUAACUGAAUCCUUUUAUCCAUCACAUAAUCGAUAUAAUGGGAGUUUCCUACCAA
Molecule: messenger RNA, 1881 nt
Organism: Linum tenue
Lineage: Eukaryota; Viridiplantae; Streptophyta; Magnoliopsida; Malpighiales; Linaceae
Source: the annotation of a GenBank genome assembly